AUGAAGCUGCUGCAGGACAGGAGUGAUGUGGUGGGCAGAAGGGGUCCUGGUGAUAAUACAGGCAGCAGAGUUCUGGACGUGUUGGAGCUUGCGAUGAUCAACUCUGAGAAGGAGAAGGAUGAUAUCAUUCAGAGGCUGAUGAAAACAUUUCCUACACUGGAAUCAAAGGUCAGUGAAAGCAUUGCUCAGCAGACAGAGUGGAAGAAGAAUAAUGAAUACAUCAAACAGCUCGUGCAGGUGAAACAAACAGCAGAAAGCCUGAAGAAACAGCUGCAGUCCCAAACUCAUGAGUCUGAGGAGGAAACUAAAACCAUACAUCAGCUCCAGCAGUUGGAACAAGCAGCAGAGAUCCUGAAGAUUCAGCUGGAGUCCAGAAAUCAACAGAUGAUCAAAUCUGAGAGGGAGAAGGAUGAAACCAUUCAGAAGCUGAUGGAAAUAUUUCCUGCACUGGACUCAAAGUGGAAGGAGAAUACUGACAUCAUCAAUCAGCUUCAGGAGGUGAAAGAAACAGCAGAGAAACUGGAGCAGCUGGAGAAGAAAAAUCUGGAGCUCCAGGGUGAGACAGAUAGUGAAAUCAUCAAACAGCUCCAGCAGGACAAAAACACAGCAGAGAACCUGAAGAAUCAGCUGGAGUCCAAAAAUUGGGAGAUGCUCUGGGCUGAGAAGACGAGAAAUGAUGAAACUGACAGAAAACUCAAAGAGUUGGUAAAGCAGCUCGAGGAGAAGAAGACAAAAACUGAGCAAAAUCUCAGUGAGGUUACAAUCACACAUGAGAACAAACCUCAGACACCAAAUAACUGUUAG
This is a messenger RNA of Neolamprologus brichardi, 804 nucleotides long. NCBI's taxonomy places the organism in Eukaryota, Metazoa, Chordata, Actinopteri, Cichliformes, Cichlidae. The record is from RefSeq and is a predicted model, not a curated record.